Messenger RNA from Lolium rigidum, 3147 nucleotides. RefSeq names its product calmodulin-binding transcription activator 4-like. The record is from RefSeq and is a predicted model, not a curated record. Gene Ontology annotation, biological process: regulation of transcription by RNA polymerase II. Gene Ontology annotation, cellular component: nucleus. The transcript is spliced from 11 exons. Gene Ontology annotation, molecular function: transcription coregulator activity; double-stranded DNA binding; protein binding. The coding region runs from base 103 to 2649 and encodes 848 amino acids. NCBI's taxonomy places the organism in Eukaryota, Viridiplantae, Streptophyta, Magnoliopsida, Poales, Poaceae.
CUGCGGGUUCGGUGCCUGCCCGGUCACGCCCCCGCUCGAGUUCUUCGUCUCUCACCGGCGGGUUCACCUCGGCCGGGGGCAAGAGUUCGUCGGCCCGGCGCGAUGCAGCACCAAGAUCCAGGUUUCGAUGUAGAAAAGCUGCAACGUGAAGUGAAGACGCGAUGGUUGAAGCCUAGAGAGGUUCUCAACAUACUUCAGAAUCACCACUUGUUCACGGUGGAACACAGGACCCCGCAGAAGCCACCGAGUGGUUCUUGGUUUCUUUUCAACCGUAGGGUACAUCGAUUCUUCCGGAAAGAUGGCUAUGGAUGGCGGAAAAAGAAGGGUGGCAGAACCAUUGCGGAAGCCCAUGAGCACCUUAAGGUUGAUAAUGUAGAGGCACUGAAUUGCUACUAUGCUCAUGAAGAAAACAAUCCUACAUUCCAGAGGCGGAUAUAUUGGAUGCUUGAACCGGCUUAUGAGCACAUUGUUCUUGUCCACUACAGAGAUGUUCUAGAGGGCAGCAUUUCAUUGUCACCACCGAACAAUUCAUCAACAUCAAAUCAUGGUGCUAGCAGAGCUGAUGCACAUAGUUCGCCAGGGCUGACUAGUGGGAUAACUGUGCCACUUCUUAACUCGUGCAGCCCUGGAUCCGCUGAAGAAGUUAGUUCCCAGAUUCUGACUAUAAGCAAUGAAACAAAUAAUGCAAGUCAAUUUGAUUGGAUGCGGACAAUUGAAUUGCAGCUGAGUCUGGAAAACAAGGAAGACCGUGAUGUUAACGCCGAAGAGAUUCUGCCAAAUCACAAUCCUAUUACUGUUCCUGGGAUUCAGAUUGAAGACUCAGACAACUGUACAAUCCUUGCAGAUAUCCUUACCGACCUGGAGUCUAGUGAAGACAACCAUAAUGAAGGAAGCCAGCCUUAUACUAAUGCUAUUGAUGUCCUGAAAAAUUCAGAUACUUGGUUGGAGGAGGAUCAACUUGAGUCUUUUUUCCAUUCAGUUCCUUUGAUAGUUAAUGACCAAUUAUCCAAUAUUCACGAGGUUUCUCCAGAACGGGCAUUUUGUUCUGAAAGUGCUAAGGUUGUCAUUGUAGGAGACUUCCUUUGCAACCCCUCUCGGAGUUCAUGGGUACUAUUUGGUGAUGUUAAGGUCCCUGUGGAAAUUGUCCAGCAAGGUGUCAUCCGUUGUCAUACUCCAUGCCUUGGUGCUGGAAAGGUGAGAUUGUGUGUGCUUGAUGAGAACGAGAAACCAUGCACUGAAGCUCGAGAAUUUGAAUUCGUUGAAAAGCCUACCAGUACAAUGAUUAAUGGGAAUGAGAAACCCUGCAGUGAAGCACGAGAGUUUGAAUUCCAACGGAGUCCAACCAAAAGUGGUGAGGAGCUGUUGCUGCUUCUUAACUAUGUGCAGAUACUUUUUGAUGGUCGUGGUUGUGAACUAUUCUCAAAGUUCAGGUUGCCACUCCCAAAUGUUCAGUGUGGAUUCCAAACUAACCCCUCAGAGAUUAUAAGGGAACCAUGUGAGCAGCUGGACCAUGAGAACGCAGUGAAUUGCAUCAUGGAAGUGAUGCUCAACAACAAGUUCCAGGAUUGGCUAUCAUCCAAAUUUGAACAGAACAGUGAAGGGAAACAUUUGCUUCCUAAGCAAUACCAUGGUGUUAUACAUACAAUUGCUGCAUUGGGAUACGAUUCGGCUUUGAAGUCACUGCUUAGUUCUGGUGUGCCUAUAAACUACCGUGAUGCGAAUGGAUGGACUGCUCUUCAUUGGGCUGCACGAUUCGGAAGGGAAAAAAUGGUGGGGGUUCUUCUUACUGCAGGUGCUGCUGCUGGUGCACUUUCAAACCCAACAUCGGAAGAUCCUGCUGCAAAGACACCUGCUUCGAUUGCAUUUGCAUAUGGUUUCAAGGGUCUCUCUGCAUUUCUUUCAGAAGCAGAACUAAUCGCUACUCUUCAUUCUCUGGAAUCAAAAGAAAAUGGGAAUCCUGUUGAUCAUACUGGCGCAGUGGUUAUAUGUAGUGCUGUGGAUAGAAUAUCAGACAAAUGUGCUCAUGUGGAUGGUGGGACUGAUGAUCAGCUUGCACUUAAGGAUUCUCUAGGAGCAGUCCGAAAUGCUGUUCAAGCUGCCGGGCGCAUACAAGCUACCUUCCGUGUGUUUUCCUUGAAAAAGAAGAAAGAAAAGGCUCUUCAGAAUGGAGAUAGCUGCACCAUGCCCAUUCGUGAGGCAGGUGCUUCUUCACGUGCUAUGCUUGAAAAGGCUGCAUUAUCUAUCCAGAAGAACUUCAGAUGCUGGAAGAAACGUAAAGAAUUUCUAAGAAUUCGGAAAAAUAUCAUCAAAAUUCAGGCACGGGUCAGAGCUCACCAAGAAAGAAAUAAGUACAAGGAACUACUUCAGAGUGUUGGCAUCCUUGAGAAGGUCAUGCUAAGGUGGUUCCGAAAAGGUGUUGGUCUGCGAGGGUUCAAUACCAGGGCUAUGCCAAUUGAUCAAGAUGAGGAAGAAGACAUUGUCAGAGUUUUCCGGAAGGAAAGAGUGGAAACAGCUGUCAACGAAGCUGUUUCGAGGGUGUCAGCUAUCGUUGGUUGUCCUGUUGCAAGAAUAGAGUACCGCAGGAUGCUCGAAAUACACCAACAAGCAAAGAGCAUGGCCAUGGAAAGUGGCACAUCAGCUAGCAGCUGAUGCUGAUGACAGAGCACUGGCCAGCCACUAUCAUUUGUCAUCCCCCCUUGUUAAAUGAUCUGGAAAGCUGUUUGGCUGCCUGAAGAGCAGUAAAGCCUUGGCGAUCAACUUGCUGUGGAUCCUGUCAUAACAGAAGAAGUUAUCAAGAAAUUCAGUACUGCCAUCAUCAGUCCCUGCUGAAAAUGUUGUUUUGGAAGCUGUAAGGUCUCCGUAUAUGAUGAAGCUUCGAUGGCUUAAAUACCAGCUGCAUUGUAUGGUACCAUAUUUCUUCUUGGAGAGUACUUAUGGCACCAUCUUUCACAUUUGCUAGGUGUGUACAUGAUAAUAAAUGUAUGAUAGAUCCUGAAACAGAGCUCGGUUGUCAAUGAGAGGUAGUAUGAUGAAGCUUUAGAAGCUUAAAUACCAACUGCACUGUUUGUAGUACCCUCUUCUGCAUUUGCUAGGUGUGUACAUGAUGAUAAAUGUAUGAUAAAUCCUGAAACGAGCUCAGUUGUCAAA